AUGAUUACAGGAGCUUUGGUGAGGCCGGUGGUUUCCUUCUCUCCAAACUGGGCCACAAUAGCUAAGAAUGACUCUAUAACUCUCACAUGUACCGUGGGUCCUACUGCUCCGCUGAGCCAGAGAUAUUCCUGGUACAGGGACAAUAGGAGGAUAAAUGGAGAGGAACGGAGCUUUAUAAUUGGGAAAGCAGAAGAGAAGGACAGUGGGAAUUACCAGUGCCAGGCCGGUACCAGUGAGAGAAGUGACCCAGUCAGACUGAGCGUUACUAAUGAUCGUGUGAUUCUGCAGGCGCCCCCAAGUGUUUAUGAAGGGGACCCCCUGACUCUGAGAUGUUACAGUCCUUAUACUAAAGCAGUACAUGUAACGUUCUAUAAAGAUAAUGUAACCAUAUCCUCCUCCCCUACCGACUCACUCACAUUGGGUGCAAGUGUGGGAAUGGCCGGUACCUACAGAUGUAAAGCAUUCAAGCUAACAGAAUUUAAUUAUUCCUCUCCUUAUACAUCUGCUGAUACAGCCAUAACCAUCCAAGAGCUGUUUCCCAGGCCAGAGAUCAGAGCGGAUAAAGAUGGGGUACAGGAGGGAGAUGUACUGACCCUAUCCUGCCAUACGGCCCUUAAUCCAGCCAGAGGCGCUACACAGCUACAGUUUGCUUUCUACAGAAAUGGGCACAAUGUGCAGGGAUUCAGUUCUUCCAGUAAUUACACCAUCCAAUCAGCUCGGCCUCAGGACUCUGGGAAUUAUACCUGUGAUACAGCAGCUCCAUCAGUCAGUGUGACGAAGGGGAGCCCAGGCUUAUCCAUCCACAUACACGGUGAUUAUGAUGUGCCAGGAGGAACCCUGAGAGACAGACGUUACACCAUAGAGAAUACCAUAAGGCUUGCCCUGGCUGUGUGUAUACUCCUCUCUGGCUCAUUGCUCUCUUACUGCCAUAUCAACAGGGAACUCAACUAAUCCUUAAGGGAAAUUUCAUUACAUUGCUUUUUUCAUUAUAUAAAAUUACAUAUUUUAGGCA
Molecule: messenger RNA, 1012 nt
Organism: Xenopus tropicalis (tropical clawed frog)
Lineage: Eukaryota; Metazoa; Chordata; Amphibia; Anura; Pipidae
Gene: fcrla
Product: high affinity immunoglobulin gamma Fc receptor I
Exons: 4
Coding region: 1-951 (316 amino acids)
Source: RefSeq, a predicted model, not a curated record